Diaporthe batatas is the source of this 882-nucleotide messenger RNA. RefSeq lists its product as uncharacterized. Bases 1 to 882 code for a protein of 293 amino acids. The transcript has a single exon. The record is from RefSeq and is a predicted model, not a curated record. Lineage: Eukaryota; Fungi; Ascomycota; Sordariomycetes; Diaporthales; Diaporthaceae. Gene Ontology annotation, biological process: triglyceride catabolic process. Gene Ontology annotation, molecular function: triacylglycerol lipase activity.
AUGGCUGAUGUUGCCUACAUGGGCUACGUGCAAAUGGACCGAGCCGGCGAAGCGGAUAUCGUUACAAUGCAAGCCGGAGGUGGCGAUGUCGGCUUCUGGAACGUCGUCAACAACUGCGUCUUCCAUGAGCAGAACAAGAACUACGGGCCAGACUGGCCGGAUCCCAAUGGCGAAUGUGUCAGGUCCAUGGUUGACGCCCGUAUGCGCAUCAACACGGGGCUAAGAGGCUCUUUUCUGGACGCUGUAUGGGACAUCCUGAACUCUCCAGGCGUGCGGUACAAUCAGAACUUUCAUCUUUACAUCCUGGGCUACUCGUUGCUGUUUGCUGACGACGACGAGGCAACCUGGUGCAACACGGAGAGCUUUGUGGUCCCGUGGAGGCAGGAUUCUCGCCAGAAGCUUACUUUGGAACUCCGUAAGGAGCUCAACAGCCUUGUCGGGGCUGUGAACAGCCAACUCCAAACUUUAGCAGAGGGCUUCAACGACACGAGGAUCGGCUACAUCGACAUCAGCCACGUCUUUGACGGGGGACGGUUCUGUGAGUGCCAGCACAGCCUGCGGGACCAAUACCAAGGGUCGAGGGUCUUCCUCUGGAAUGCUAUACCCGAAGGUGUCAUCUUGGACAACGGGACCUACACUGUCCGAGCCCCAACAGCCCAGGAGUUUGACAUGUGGUACCAGUCUGGCAUGUUCACCUACGACUGGAACGAAGUCAUUGCGCCGGAGCAGAGAGUCCACACCGGUCCCUUCCAGAACGGCCAGUCUGGCCUUUCUUUGCGCCCCGUUCACCCCAAACAGGCUGGCCACGAGGCUAUAGCUCAAGCUGUCACGGCACGUUUCAAGAAAGACAUUAAUCUAGGUGACGAUUGUUGCGAUGGAUAA